Molecule: messenger RNA, 2542 nt
Organism: Asparagus officinalis (garden asparagus)
Lineage: Eukaryota; Viridiplantae; Streptophyta; Magnoliopsida; Asparagales; Asparagaceae
Product: SPX domain-containing membrane protein Os06g0129400-like
Exons: 11
Coding region: 156-2246 (696 amino acids)
Biological process (GO): transmembrane transport
Cellular component (GO): membrane
Molecular function (GO): transmembrane transporter activity
Source: RefSeq, a predicted model, not a curated record
AUCAAUAGGUUUCCUCGUUCCCUGAUACACCAAAAAACUCAUUCCAGAGAUCUCUCUCUUGCCACGUCACUUCCGUGACGAGUCCUCUCUCAUCCCUUCGCUACUCUCUCUCUCUCUCUCUCUGGAGGGAAUUAUAUUACACAUUCAACUUCAAGAUGGUUAAUUUCGGGAAGAAGCUAACAGCAAAUCAAGUUGAAGAAUGGAAAGGAUUCUAUAUUGACUACAAGUUAAUGAAGAAGAAGGUUAGGCAAUAUUCACAACAGAUUCAGAGUGGAGGAAGGACUCGUCGCGAGAUCCUUAAGGAAUUCUCAAGGAUGUUAGAUGAUCAGAUAGAAAAAACUGUACUUUUUCUAUUGGAACAACAAGGGAUUCUUGCCAGCAGGAUUCAAGAACUGGGGGAGCAGCGUUCCAUUCUUUUGGAGAAUCCAGAUAUAUCUAAGAUAUCUGAACUUCGAGAACAGUAUAGGGCAGUGGGUUAUGAUCUUUUGAAGCUUCUUAGAUUCGUUGAUUUGAAUGCUACAGGCAUUCGUAAGAUAUUGAAGAAGUUUGAUAAACGUUUUGGCUAUAGAUUCAUGGAUUAUUAUUUAACAUCUCGAGCUAAUCAUCCAUACUCCCAACUGCAACAGGUCUUCAAGCAUGUGGGAAUUGGAGCUGUUGUAGGAGCCUUAUCUAGAAACCUUGCAGAUUUUCAACAUCGUCAAGGAAGCUACUUAUCUAUUUACGAUCAGCCGUCGGCUGUUCCUCAGGACCCUGUCAUUGAUCUAAUAAAGGCAUCUGUAGAUAAGCUUACACGCUCAACAAAUUUCCUUCACUUUUUGGGACAGCAUGCACUUAUUGUCCAAGAAGACAUAACUGGUGUUGUGGAAGAACAAGUUGACAAGAAAUAUCAUUUUAUGUCUCUUAUGCUGAACCUGGUGAAUACUUUCCUUUAUAUGGUCAACACAUACAUAAUUGUCCCUACUGCAGAUGAUUACUCGAUGAGUCUUGGUGCCGCUGCGACAGUUUGUGGUGUUGUAAUAGGAUCAAUGGCUGUUGCUCAAGUCUUCUCUUCAGUUUAUUUCAGUGCAUGGUCAAAUAGAUCAUACUACAGACCUCUCGUGUUCAGCAGUAUUGUGCUUAUUAUGGGAAAUCUGUUGUAUGCAUUGGCUUAUGACGUUGAAUCUUUAGCAGUUCUGAUUAUUGGUCGUCUACUGUGUGGACUGGGUUCCGCAAGGGCUGUUAACCGCCGGUACAUUAGUGAUUGUGUGCCGCAAAAAAUUCGCAUGCAAGCAUCUGCAGGUUUUGUUAGUGCCAGUGCACUUGGAAUGGCUUGCGGUCCUGCCCUUGCUGGUUUGCUGCAGACCAAUUUCAAGAUCUAUGGUCUCACAAUUAACCAAGACACAUUACCUGGCUGGGUGAUGACAGUGGCCUGGUUUUUUUAUUUGAUUUGGUUGGGGUUUUCUUUUAAGGAGCCAGUUCGUGAUACUGAUGAGAUCCAAAACCCACAGGAAACUGGUGUUGGACAUGUUGAUCAUGAGCGACUUGAAGGUGGUCUGGUACAACCGCUGCUUUUAAACUCAGAAGAGAGAAAAACUGAAGACGGUGACGAAGAAUGUGAUGAUAGUGAAGAAGCUUCUGAAGAUUCUCAUUUACCUGCAAAUUCAAUUGGUUCAGCAUAUAGAUUGCUUACACCUUCUGUGAAGGUCCAAUUGUUGAUAUAUUUCAUGCUCAAAUAUGCAAUGGAAAUUUUACUUUCUGAAUCAAGUGUCAUUACCACAUAUUACUUUAAUUGGAGUACUAGUUCAGUGGCAAUUUUCCUGGCUGUACUUGGAUUAACAGUUCUUCCUGUCAACGCAAUUGUUGGAACAUACAUCAGCAACAUGUUUGAGGACAGACAAAUCCUUCUAGCAUCUGAAAUUAUGGUGUUAUUAGGUAUACUUUCGAGCUUCCACAUUACAAAGACAUAUACGGUGCCUCAGUAUGUGACCUCAGCACUUAUUACGUUUGUAGCCGCUGAAGUGCUUGAAGGUGUUAAUCUAUCACUUUUAUCGGAAGUUAUGUCAUCUCGGCUAGCACGUGGAACUUUUAAUGGUGGCCUCCUCUCAACUGAGGCCGGAACACUGGCUCGUGUAGUUGCAGACUGUACAAUUACCUUAGCUGGGUAUUUGGGAGUGAGCAAGCUCCUAAAUGUCACCCUACUUCCUUCUCUAGUCAUUUGUGUAGCCUCCAUUGCCGCCACCAUCCUCACCUUCAAUUCUCUUUUCUAAUUAUUUUUCAGUUAGUAAUAUUGCGUUCCUUUUCUUCUGGGUGCGUAUAGCAGAAUGCUAUUCAUUGAUUUGUUGAUUCAUGUAAUCGAAUAAGUUGCAGUUUGAGUAGCCUGUCCCUCUUAGGAAUUUCUGCUGGAAAAUUUGAACGGCAAGCAUUUAUAGUCAUCGGAAGUGUAUAUAAACUAUGAACACCACGUACAUGUUAGCUGGUAUAGUAGGCUCUCUGUGUUUUGUCGGUUUUUAUUUAUUCACAAAGUGUGGUUUUAUGUAUUAAUCAAUUAGCGCCCUUAUGAUUA